GGAUGACUAUGAACAUUUUUAACUUGUUGCAAUUAUAAACCGGUACUAGACCAAGGACAGAAAUAGAUUUCUUCUUCUAGGCAUCUUGUAGGAAUAACGUGACAUUGAUUAUCGUAUAAAAAAUUACGGUUAAAAGGACUAAUGUAUUCGUUUCGAUAGGCGAAUAGAUCGUACGGGUAUAUCUAUUCGUGCGCAUGCAUAAUAAGAAUCGUGCAAACAACGAUAGGAGAUACGAUAUGAGAUCGUGUUAGAAAAUUUAUAUGAACCUUAUAUACAGUGUGGAGGACAAAGGAUACAAGAAGAAAUCGAUGAGGUUUUUAGAAAACAAUUGGACGAUGACCGUGCACAAGAAACAGACAGAUUGUUACCCCGCAAUCUAUACAAUCGAAUAUCCUUAUAUGAAUCGCACGCAUGUGUUGUGUGUAAAGAGGGAGGGGGGUGGACAUGACGUAAUUCAUCUUGAUUGGGCAAAUAAGCCAACAAUGUUAUAAAUGUGAAACCGUUUCGUUUCGGACACAGAACAGUUUACUUUUGCUUGUGAAAGCAACGACUCUGGACGGAGUCUCGGCUUACCACCAGACAUUGCAUCGUCUUUGCGAUAUAUCAUGUAACGUAACAAUUGCUCGUUUCUGCGAUUCAGUGUCUCACCAUCGAGUUCGAUCACUCACGGAAGAUAAUUGUAUCUGUUACGCGGUGUGGGCCUUAUUUUGUUCAACAAAACUAAGACGAAAACGCGAUUAAUGCUCCACGAAUAUACGUACAAGAAGAACAGUGAGGUUGUACAUGUAUUUUUGUGAAAGAUUUAGCUAUGGAUCAGUUUUGCGGCAAUAAUUCCAAGUUCUGGGAUAACAAUUUAACAUGGAAUACAGAGGAUCCAGAUAUCACAGAAUGUUUUCAGAAAACCGUGUUGAUAUGGGUGCCAUGCGCGUUCCUAUGGCUAUUUUCUGCGAUAGAAGUUUAUUAUUUUUUAAAUAGCAAAAACAGAAAUAUUCCAUACACAUGGUUGUCUGUAACCAAACUAGUACUUAUAGGAGCCCUGAUUUUACUUAGUAUUGUUGACUUAGGAUACGCUGUACAUAACAGUUCUUACGAAACUGUUAGUAAUGUUGAUUAUUACACACCGUUUAUAAAGAUUGUUACCUUUAUUGUAACAGUUAUUUUAGUAAUAUAUAAUAAGAAAUAUGGGAUACGAUCUUCUGGACUAUUAUUCUUAUUUUGGUUUCUUCUCGUUGUAUGCGGAGUUGUUCAAUAUAGAAGUUUACUGAGGUUAUAUAUAAAUAAGGGCGAAGUUACUUCCAUGUAUUACUUUGUAUCAUACAUGAUAUACUAUCCAAUAGUGGUACUGUUGUUCUUUUUGAAUUUCUUUGUCGACGCUGAGCCUAAAUAUUCUGAAUAUCCCAAGGUCGAAAGAUUGUGUCCAGAGCAGAGCUGCUCUUUUCCAGCAAGAAUCUUUUACACAUGGUUCGAUUCUAUGGCUUGGAAAGGUUUUAAGAAUCCUUUGGAACCAUCACAUCUGUGGUCCAUGAACCCGGAAGACACGGCUAAAGAAAUUGUACCGAAAUUCGAUAAAUAUUGGAAUAAGAGUUUGCAGAAGAACAAUAAAGUAUUUUGGAAUUAUCUUAGCGUUCAGAGUACCAAGGCGUCAUUCAGGAAGGCAUCUGGUCAAGUAGAUUUUAAUAGCGGACAAAAGAAGAAAUUGCAAUCGGUUUUGCCACCUCUUUGCAAAGCUUUUGGUGCUACAUUCUUAUUCGGAUCGUUACUUAAAGCCGUGCAGGAUAUUAUCAUUUUUGCUAGUCCCCAGAUACUGAAAUUACUUAUCGCUUUCAUUGAGGGUCGCGAACCACUGUGGAAAGGUUAUUUCUACGCGGUUCUGCUACUGAUCACAGCUACGCUUCAAACGUUAAUUUUGUCACAAUAUUUUCACCGUAUGAUGUUGGUCGGAUUACGGGCGCGGACUGCGUUAAUCGCAGCGAUUUACCGAAAAGCAUUGAGAAUGUCUAACGCCGCUAGAAAGGAGUCGACAGUCGGCGAGAUAGUGAACCUGAUGUCGGUGGACGCACAAAGAUUUAUGGAUUUAAUGGCGUAUAUAAACACGAUUUGGUCCGCACCGUUGCAAAUAGCUUUAGCACUGUAUUUUCUGUGGGGCAUACUAGGGCCGGCCGUGCUCGCUGGUCUGGCCGUUUUACUUAUUCUGAUUCCGAUAAACUUGUUGAUAACAAAUAGAGUUAAGACGUUACAAACUAAACAAAUGAAGUUCAAGGAUGAGAGAGUUAAACUGAUGAACGAAGUACUUAACGGCAUAAAAGUACUAAAGUUGUACGCGUGGGAACCAUCGUUCGAGGAACAAAUAUUGAGGAUACGUACGAAAGAAAUGAAAGUACUUAAGGAAACGGCGUACCUCAAUGCUGAGACAAGUUUCAUCUGGUCUUUCAGCCCGUUUUUAGUAUCGCUGGUAUCUUUCGCGACGUAUGUACUUAUAGACGAGAACAAUCGCUUAGACAGCACCGUUGCUUUUGUUUCGCUCAGUCUUUUCAAUAUCUUAAGGUUUCCUCUGUCUAUGCUACCUAUGAUGAUCAGUAACAUGGUCCAGACUUGGGUCUCUGUGAAACGUAUUGACAAAUUCAUGAACGUAGAAGAGUUGGAUCCAAAUAACGUGCAACACGAUCCAUCAGAACCAUGUGCGUUAUUAAUUGAGAAUGGCACUUUCGCGUGGGAUUUGGAAAGUAUCGAUAGGCCAACGCUGAAGAAUAUCAAUCUCCAAGUGGAACAAGGCCAGUUGAUAGCUGUCGUUGGGACCGUAGGAUCAGGGAAAAGUUCCCUUGUAUCGGCGCUUCUCGGAGAGAUGGACAAAAUAAGUGGCAGAGUCAAUACGAGAGGUUCCAUCGCAUAUGUCUCUCAACAAGCAUGGAUUCAAAAUGCGUCGCUGCAAGAUAAUAUAUUGUUCGGAAAAACAUUGAACAAAAAUGUAUACAACCGCGUGGUCGAGUCGUGCGCGUUAAAUCCAGACUUGAAAAUCCUACCCGCGGGCGAUCAAACUGAGAUCGGUGAAAAGGGUAUAAAUUUAUCCGGCGGACAGAAACAGAGAGUAGCAUUGGCAAGAGCAGUGUACAGUGACUCUGAUAUCUAUUUUCUGGAUGACCCGUUGAGUGCAGUCGAUUCGCAUGUCGGAAAACAUAUAUUCGAAAAUGUAAUUGGCUCUAGUGGUCUGCUUAAGAAAAAAACGAGACUAUUAGUCACCCAUGGUAUUACUUAUUUACCAGAAGUUGAUAACAUCAUUGUUCUUAAAGAUGGCGAAAUAACAGAAGUUGGAACUUACAAGCAACUUCUAGAGAAAAGGGGAGCCUUUUCUGAAUUUUUAGUUCAACAUCUUCAAGAAGUUGGAAAUCCUGUACACGAUCAAGAGGAAGCGGAAGCAGACUUGCAAGAAAUUAAACAACAAUUAGAAUCUACGAUAGGGCCUGCUGAAUUACAACAGAAAUUGGCAAGAGGUAAAUCGAGAACGUCUGAGAGCCAAAGUGAAUCCGGUUCUAUAGCCGAUAGAAGAUCCGUGAAUGGUUCAUUAAAACGGCAGUAUUCUACGGAUAGCCAACAACUUAAUUAUAAAAGUAUGAAAGAAUUGUCGUUGACGCAACCUAAGGCAGGCGAGAAAUUGAUAGAAGUGGAGAAAACCGAAAUCGGCAGUGUGAAAUGGCGUGUCUAUUCUUAUUACUUCAAAUCGAUCGGAUGGUUUUUAUCAGUAAUGACCAUCGUAAUGAACGCCAUGUUUCAAGGAUUCAGCAUUGGUUCAAAUUCUUGGCUGAGUGUAUGGUCGAACGAUAACUUGACCGACGCCAACAAUACGUUCGAUAAAUCCAGGCAAGAUAUGUAUCUGGGCGUCUAUGGUGGGCUCGGACUUGUACAAGGCCUGACAGUACUUGGAGGUGGGUUAUUCUUGGCAAAGGGAACGAUACGCUCUUCCGCGCAACUCUUCGAGAAUACGUUGCAACGUGUUCUCCGGAAUCCGAUGUCGUUCUUUGACAAAACACCCACCGGUCGAAUUCUUAGCCGACUCUCUAAAGACACCGAUGUCAUUGAUAAUGCGCUACCAUUAAUACUGCGUUCUUGGAUUACUUGCCUUUUGGGGGUGCUUGCUACCCUAGUGGUAAUAAGUUUUAGUACUCCACUGUUUAUUGCGGUAAUAUUACCGAUAGGUAUAAUCUAUUACCUCGUUCAACGUAUGUACGUUGCAUCGUCAAGACAGUUGAAACGUUUAGAGUCCGUUUCAAGAUCCCCCAUUUAUUCGCACUUCAGUGAAACUGUUUCUGGAGCACAAAUGAUUAGGGCGUUUAAGGUGCAAGAACGAUUCAUCAAAGAAUCGGAGAGUAAAGUAGAUUUUAAUCAAGUAUGCUACUAUCCAAGUAUAAUUGCAAACAGGUGGUUAGCAGUGCGUUUAGAGAUGGUUGGAAAUUUAAUUAUCUUCUUUUCUGCACUGUUCGCUGUAUUAAAUAGAGAUACGAUAGAAUCUGGUAUAGUCGGUCUAUCCGUCAGUUAUGCGUUACAAGUCACUCAAACGUUAAAUUGGCUGGUACGUAUGACCUCCGACGUUGAAACCAAUAUCGUUGCAGUGGAAAGAAUAAAAGAGUACGGGGAAACUCCUCAAGAGGCAGCAUGGAAAAAUCCGGAUUUCGGACCACCGAAAGAAUGGCCUGUUGAAGGGAAAGUCGAGUUCAAGGAUUACAAAGUCCGUUACAGGGAAGGCUUGGAGCUUGUACUGCGGGGAGUAUCAUUUGCCGUCGAAGGUGGAACGAAAGUCGGCAUCGUCGGUAGAACCGGUGCCGGGAAAUCGUCUUUGACGUUAGGCCUGUUUAGAAUAAUAGAAGCAGCUGACGGAAAGAUAUUCAUCGACGGUAUUGAUAUUUCGAAAUUGGGACUUCACGAUCUUAGGUCCAGAUUAACUAUCAUUCCUCAAGAUCCAGUAUUGUUCUCUGGAACUUUGAGAAUGAAUUUAGAUCCUUUUCAAAAUCAUACUGACGACGAAAUUUGGAGAGCUUUGGAACACGCGCAUCUUAAAACUUUCGUAAAGGGGUUACCGGCUGCCCUCUUACACGAAGUGUCCGAAGGAGGAGAGAAUUUGAGUAUCGGUCAACGGCAGUUGAUAUGUUUAGCAAGAGCGUUGCUACGAAAAACUAAAGUAUUAAUACUCGACGAGGCGACAGCCUCGGUUGAUUUAGAAACAGACGAUUUAAUCCAGACGACGAUCAGGCAAGAAUUCGGGGAUUGCACAGUACUUACAAUAGCUCAUAGGCUCAAUACGAUUCUUGAUUCGGACAGGGUCAUUGUCCUGGAUAAUGGGCGUAUCAUGGAAUACGAUUCUCCUGAUAAAUUACUACGCGACACGUCUAGUUUGUUUAACAGUAUAGCUAAAGAUGCAGGCCUUGCACCCUAAAAACGUGUGAUACUACGAAUAUCACGACGAACACACUGUACAAGCAAUAAAAGAAACGAUGAUCAUUUUUAAAUCACGAUAAAAUAA
Ceratina calcarata is the source of this 5512-nucleotide messenger RNA. RefSeq names its product Multidrug-Resistance like Protein 1 (gene MRP). Gene Ontology annotation, biological process: transmembrane transport. NCBI's taxonomy places the organism in Eukaryota, Metazoa, Arthropoda, Insecta, Hymenoptera, Apidae. The transcript is spliced from 24 exons. The coding region runs from base 809 to 5425 and encodes 1538 amino acids. Gene Ontology annotation, cellular component: membrane. Gene Ontology annotation, molecular function: ABC-type transporter activity; ATP binding; ATP hydrolysis activity. The record is from RefSeq and is a predicted model, not a curated record.